UAAAAGUUGCUUGGAAGUAUUGUUUGUCAUAGAAAGCUAUAUUGCAUAGAACGUUGGUAGCUGAUAAGGAUCGAUUGAAUAAUGGGUUUUUUAAAAUCUGUCGGUACUGGAAUAAUAUACAUCGGCGUUUUUCUAGCUGUUAUCACAUUCCUACCAGGCUUACCUCCAGUAGCUCAAUUUUCCGAAUACAGUGUAAAGCUUCCGACUGACGUGAAAUCCCAAUACGAUUUGAAGAAUCGACUGCAGGGAGCAGAGAUAUUGUUCGCUGAAGAAGUCAAAGGUCCGGAGGCUUUUGCGUCGUAUGAUGGAAAAUUGUACACGGGUAUACGUGGAGGUUAUGUCGUACAAAUUGAAGAGGACCGUCUGAUACCAAUUGUGAAAUUCGGUCAGAAAUGUGAUGGUUUAUGGCAAGAAGAAAAGUGUGGUAGACCAUUGGGAUUAAGGUUCAAUGAUAGAGGAGAUUUAUUCGUAGCUGAUUCUUAUUAUGGCAUUUUUAAAGUAAAUGUUAACACAAAGCAAUAUGUAAACAUAGUUAAUAGCUCAGAACCCAUUGAUGGAAAAGUUCCGAAGAUAUGCAACUCUUUGGACAUCGCGAAGAAUGGAGACAUUUAUUGGUCGUACUCAUCUGCAGAAUUCCCUCUUCAUGAUGGAACUUACUCGUUCUUAGCUAAUCCAUCAGGAGGUCUUGUGCGAUACAACGCAGCGACAAAAAAGAACGAAAUCUUACUAAAUAAUUUAGGAUUUGCGAACGGCGUCGCUUUAAGCAAUGACGAAAGCUUUGUGAUCGUCUUAGAAUGUCAAACCUCGCGCAUUAUUAAGUACCAUCUACGAGGUCCGAGAGCUGGGCAACACGAGUACUUUGCAGAGGGUCUACCUGGUUUACCAGACAAUGUGCAGCCCGAUGGACAAGGAGGCUUCCUUGUAUCUUUGGUUCUUUAUGUAGAUGCUGAGCAUCCUGCGUUGCAUCAGUCUCUUAUGCCACAUCCGUAUCUUCGAAAAAUGUUGACUAGACUGCUUUAUUUGAUAGAAGCUCCAUUUAAAUUGUUACAAGAUGUUUACCCGAAUUACUGUUCGGAGAAAGUAACACAUGCUGUGGGUUCGUUCGAAGUAUCACAAAUCUUUGAUGUAAAAAAAACAUCGGUAAUACUUAGAUUCGAUAAGACAGGAAAAGUUUUGGACGCUAUAUACUCGGACGAUGGGCAAGUUCAUAAUAUCUGUGAUGCUCAUAUACAUAAUGGAUACGUGUGGCUUGGUUCUCCUUGGAACGAGUAUAUCAUGAGAGUUCCGUUAAAACAAGCAUUCCCAGAUUUAGUAAUAGCUAAUAAGAAACCUGCAAGUACAAAGAAACAGGAACAAGGAGAACCGUUGAUAACAGUUUCAGGCACACCCAAUGUUAAAAUAGAGACAAAGCCUGCGGCAGCUAAACCGGUAGUUAAACCGGUAGUUAAACAAGAAUCUACUACAAAGCCACCUCCUAAACCAACCGCAAAAGCACAAACAACGCAAAAACUAGAGACAACGACAGCAAAGCCAACCACCACUGCAAAAUCUACGACAUCACAACCUACGACUACCACUACCUCUUCUACUACUACUACUACUACUACUUAUUUAUUUCAAUAUGAAUUAUAUCUUGGUAUAUGUUUAAGUGUAAAGCUUCCGACUGACGUGAAAUCCCAAUACGAUUUGAAGAAUCGACUGCAGGGAGCAGAGAUAUUGUUCGCUGAAGAAGUCAAAGGUCCGGAGGCUUUUGCGUCGUAUGAUGGAAAAUUGUACACGGGUAUACGUGGAGGUUAUGUCGUACAAAUUGAAGAGGACCGUCUGAUACCAAUUGUGAAAUUCGGUCAGAAAUGUGAUGGUUUAUGGCAAGAAGAAAAGUGUGGUAGACCAUUGGGAUUAAGGUUCAAUGAUAGAGGAGAUUUAUUCGUAGCUGAUUCUUAUUAUGGCAUUUUUAAAGUAAAUGUUAACACAAAGCAAUAUGUAAACAUAGUUAAUAGCUCAGAACCCAUUGAUGGAAAAGUUCCGAAGAUAUGCAACUCUUUGGACAUCGCGAAGAAUGGAGACAUUUAUUGGUCGUACUCAUCUGCAGAAUUCCCUCUUCAUGAUGGAACUUACUCGUUCUUAGCUAAUCCAUCAGGAGGUCUUGUGCGAUACAACGCAGCGACAAAAAAGAACGAAAUCUUACUAAAUAAUUUAGGAUUUGCGAACGGCGUCGCUUUAAGCAAUGACGAAAGCUUUGUGAUCGUCUUAGAAUGUCAAACCUCGCGCAUUAUUAAGUACCAUCUACGAGGUCCGAGAGCUGGGCAACACGAGUACUUUGCAGAGGGUCUACCUGGUUUACCAGACAAUGUGCAGCCCGAUGGACAAGGAGGCUUCCUUGUAUCUUUGGUUCUUUAUGUAGAUGCUGAGCAUCCUGCGUUGCAUCAGUCUCUUAUGCCACAUCCGUAUCUUCGAAAAAUGUUGACUAGACUGCUUUAUUUGAUAGAAGCUCCAUUUAAAUUGUUACAAGAUGUUUACCCGAAUUACUGUUCGGAGAAAGUAACACAUGCUGUGGGUUCGUUCGAAGUAUCACAAAUCUUUGAUGUAAAAAAAACAUCGGUAAUACUUAGAUUCGAUAAGACAGGAAAAGUUUUGGACGCUAUAUACUCGGACGAUGGGCAAGUUCAUAAUAUCUGUGAUGCUCAUAUACAUAAUGGAUACGUGUGGCUUGGUUCUCCUUGGAACGAGUAUAUCAUGAGAGUUCCGUUAAAACAAGCAUUCCCAGAUUUAGUAAUAGCUAAUAAGAAACCUGCAAGUACAAAGAAACAGGAACAAGGAGAACCGUUGAUAACAGUUUCAGGCACACCCAAUGUUAAAAUAGAGACAAAGCCUGCGGCAGCUAAACCGGUAGUUAAACCGGUAGUUAAACAAGAAUCUACUACAAAGCCACCUCCGAAACCAACCGCAAAAGCACAAACAACGCAAAAACUAGAGACAACGACAGCAAAGCCAACCACCACUGCAAAAUCUACGACAUCACAACCUACGACUACCACUACCUCUUCUACUACUACUACUACUACUACUACUACUCCUCCUCCAAAACCGCCAGUAGCAAAAAAAGAUGUUAAAAGAGACAUUCCAAAAGAUGUUAAAAAAGACAUUCCAAAAGAAGUGAAGAAAGACACAAUUAAUACGCAGGAAAAAGUUCCGAAGAAAGACAGCAAAGCAACGGUGAAACAGGAAUCUAAGCCUGUUAAAGCAGACACUCGUGAAACUGCAUCCGACAAGCCCAAGACUGCGCGAAAAGAGAAUGAGUCUACUAAAAACUGAAUGUUAGAGGAUCAGUGCAAGUUUAAGUUGAAUCAUUAUUUAUAUUACAUAUUCUUUCUCACGUUAAACGUUUAACGUACUUCAAACAUAUCCAACUUAUUUGUUAGAUUUUAUGAGAUUUAUAACGUAUAUGUAUUCUGUUCUUUGAUAGUAUACUCUACUUAUAUUCUUCCAAUAACGUUCGGAGAAGCGGCAUUGAAAAGAUUGUUUUCUAUUUAAAUUUUCAUACGAACGGGAGAAAAUUAGAAGAAUGGAUAUUAGGGACUGUGAUUUAGAUUUGUACAUAAGAUUGAAAAUAAUGUUGUUUUUUUAAAUUGUUCCAUAUUAUACGAUUAAUAUAAUGUUUAAUACCUAUUAUAUACAU
Ceratina calcarata is the source of this 3676-nucleotide messenger RNA. RefSeq lists its product as uncharacterized. The record is from RefSeq and is a predicted model, not a curated record. Gene Ontology annotation, molecular function: hydrolase activity. Gene Ontology annotation, cellular component: endomembrane system. Lineage: Eukaryota; Metazoa; Arthropoda; Insecta; Hymenoptera; Apidae. Bases 82 to 3312 code for a protein of 1076 amino acids. The transcript has 7 exons.